UGUGUGUGUGAUUUGUGUAUAUAUUAUUGCUUUGCUUGUGAGUUGUGACACGAUUUGUUUUAGUUCUAUGUGUUUUAAUGGUUCUUUGGUGUUUAUAUGAGUUGAGUUUGUUGGGAUCACAUUGGAAUUCUAACUAUGAAAGGUAGUUUCUUGGUGUCUUCGUUCUUAGUUUAUUUUUAUUUAUGUAUUUUUAUAUAUUUCUGGGUUUAAUUUAAACUUCGAAUGUUGAGUUCAUUUGAUCCAAAUUGUUUUUUGUUUACAGAUUAAUGUACUUGUUGGUUCUCAUUUUUUUAUGUUAAAGUUGUUUUUUAAUUUUUUUCUUUAUUUUUAAUCCAUGGUUGGUUCUUCGGGAUGGUUUAAAAUAGAUUUGGGGUUCAAUAUUUUGUGAUGGGUUCGUACGAACACCUUUUUAUCUGUUUCCUGUGGUUGUUAAUUUUUAUAUUUUAUGAUGGGUACGUGUGGUUUUUGCUGUUUCUGGUUUGAGCAUUUCAUCGUCUUUGUGGGAAAGAUUUUCUUUGCCUUCAAUUAUUAUUAUUAUUAUUAUAAUUUUUUUUUUAAAGUUGGUACUCACACCCUCCAAUAAAUUGUUUGCACCAAAAGGAGUCGAACUUUAGCAGUGAUACUUCCCGAGUCACCAGGGCCAAAUGACUUACCCACAUGAGCGCUUGGGUUUCCCCUAUCCGAUCUUCAUUUGAUCCAAAAUGUUUUUUGUUUUGUAUUUUGAGGUUAAUAUACUUGUGGGUUCUCAUUUUUUUUAUGUGAAUUUUUUAGUUUAUUUAUUUAUUUUUCUUGUUUAUUAUUAUUAUUUACCUAUGGUUGGUUCAAUGGGGAUGGCUGAAAAUAAAUUUGGGGUUCAGUAUUUUGUGAUGGGUUUGUCCGACCACAUUCAAUCUGUUUCCUGUGGUGAUUGUUAAUUUUCAAAUUUUUUUAUGGGUUGAUACUACGUCAAUAUUUAUAUGUGGUUUUUGCUGUUUCUGUUUUGAGCAUUUCAUUGAUUUUAUGGGAAAGAUUGUUUUUGCCUUCCACCAUCUGUUCUACUGUGUGUUUGCAGGAUACUUUGUUAUUUUCUAAAAGAUUGUGGCAUUGAAUUUCUUUUUAUGCUAUGUUUGGCGGCACUGAAUCGGCGCCUUGGAUUUGGGAUUGGAAAAAAUUUAGUAUAAUUCGGUGCUCCCAAACGUAACGUUACUUCUAUCUUGGUGGAAUUUCUUGCUUGCUUUCUCAUGAGAUUUUAAUUAUUGGCUCAGGUCCACUUUUUGGGAAUAAAAAUUGUAGAUAUAAAUGAUACAGUUAGAAUGUACACAAUUAUAAUACCUCUACUUUUAGAACUGUACUUUUUAAAUGGAUCAUCAAACCUUUGUGAAUGAACAAAUUUGUAUCUGUGCUUCACUUAUAUAUUGAUAUAGUUGCCUUUGUGCUUGUUUUACAAGUGUUUGUUACAGUAUGUGCUUUUCCCUGGUCCAUUUUUCCCUUGUUCUGGUCGUGAUCUUUGAUGAACCAAUGACAUGAAGUUCAUUUAAACAGCAUAUAUUUUCUGCUGAAACAGCAAUCCAUCUCAUUUAUACUUGUAAAAACCCAUGCUUGAUUCACUACUUUUUUGCUCCUUCUGUGGUGUCCUGUUCCAUGCAUAUCCCGUCUCCAAGUUUUUAAAUUCAUAUGCUCCAUUAAGGAAUCAAAGGAUAAUCACUUGUCAGACUCGCAUAGACUUACUCCAACCGAAUGACAAUGGGGAUUGGGUUGAGGACACAUUUUCUCCAGUUGUAUCUGGUGGAUACAAUGUCUUCGGAGAUCCAGAUGUGCUUCCUCGAGUUGGAGAUCAGUAUCAGGUUGAAAUCCCACAACUACUCACAAAAUCUGAUUACCUUUCUUACACAAGGAACCCAACUGAUGCAGAUAUUGUUGUUGUUCCUUGUGACUUUCUAAUGGGAUUACCUGUACCAAUUAUGUGGAUCAAUAAGCAAGUUGGAAACAUGAAAAAUGAAGGGGUAGGAUUGUUUGAUGAUUUAAAUGAUAAAUCCAAAAUGACUGCCCAUUUUGAAUCUGAAAGCAUAAGAGAGGCCCAGAUUAACUUAAAAGAUGAAGAUCUAAAAGUCGAGUCUUUAGCAUUGGACUUUUGGACUCAAUCUGGAGGAUCACCAAACUUAGCCUUGGAGCAAGAAAUGAGAAAUCAGGUGCAUCAGGAUUACAGAGGCCUAGGCUACUUAGUUCCUGGAUCCUUUGGUGAUUCAUGGAGUAGUAAUGAAGAGGCAAGCUUCAUCCUUGGCUUAUAUAUCUUUGGGAAGAACCUUGUUCUGGUGAAGAGAUUUAUUGAGAGUAAAAAUAUGGGAGAUAUACUGUCAUUCUACUAUGGAAAGUUUUAUAGGUCCAAUGGAUACCGUAGAUGGUCAGACUGUCGAAAGAUGAGAAGCAGAAGAUGUGUGUAUGGGCAAAAGAUUUUUACUGGAUUGAGGCAGCAGGAGCUGUUAUCUCGUUUGCUUCCCCAUGCAUCUGAAGAAUGCCAAAAUAGUUUGUUGGAGAUCUCUAGGACAUUCGGAGAGGGCAAGAUGUCAUUUGAAGAAUAUGUCUUCAAUUUGAAAGCUAUUAUUGGGAUGAAAAGACUUGUGGAGGCAGUGGGAAUUGGUAAAAGGAAGCAAGAUAUCACGAGGAUUGUAUUGGAGCCUCCAAAGUCCAAUCAUGUUAUUCCUGUGCGCUCAGAGAUGCCAAUUGGCAAAGCAUGCUCAUCUCUUACACCCAGGGAAAUUAUGAAGUUCCUAACUGGAGAUUUUCGGUUAAGCAAAGCUCGAUCAAAUGAUUUAUUUUGGGAAGCCAUUUGGCCUCGUUUGCUUGCAAGAGGAUGGCAUUCAGAGCAACCUAAGAACCAGAGUUAUGCUGCUGGUUCCAAGCACUGCUUGGUCUUUCUUAUGCCUGGUGUUAAGAAGUUCUCGAGAAGGAGACUAGUGAAAGGAAACCACUAUUUUGAUUCUGUUAGUGAUGUCUUGAGUAAAGUUGCUUCAGAACCGGGCCUCCUUCAGCUUGACAAUGAAGCAGAUGACUGCAGCAGAAGAAAGGAUGAAUAUGCAUGGACCAGUGAAGCAAAAUUGGAACAAGAUGACCUAUCUGAGCGGCAACCUCAUUGUUACCUUCAGCCUCGAACUCCAAAGUGCAGCACAAAGCUGAUGAAAUUUACUGUUGUGGACACAAGUCUAGCUGAUGGAAAAGCAUUCAAUGUGAGAGAAUUGAGAACUUUGCCAGUUGAUGCUUCUAAAAACACCAUAUCUGAAGUUCAUUGUGAAGAGAGUGAAGGGGAUACUUCUGUGUUUUCAACUGAUGAAUCAGACUCUUCUAAUUCCACGUCAUUUGAUGAAAAAGAGACUAAUUUUUCCAAACACACAAAGGCUGCAUCUGAUGUGGGAUUGAUUUUUGAUGGGAGAAAUCUUCAAUUUGGUGCUUUGAAACAGGCAAUUCCAAUUAAUGGUCCAGAUUCUAAAAAUGCACCUUUGAAAAUUGCCAAAGACUGCAGCAAUUUGUGCGCAGAGAAGCAACCAAGAAAGUCUGCAAAGGGCAAUUUAAAGUGGAAGCUGAAACAAGAGACCUUCAAAUAUUUAUCCCCCGUCACAAAACGACGUCGGAAAUUAACUGCUUGUAGUCAUGCAGAGACAAACCAUGGCAUGAUCGGUUCCUCAGUGCGUGCCAGAUUGGAACAAGAGAAGCACAAUUGCUGCUCAGAUACUCAGGAUUCAAGUGAAAACAUCACUUGGACAGGUUCAUCUCGGAAGAGGGUGUCAUCCUUCAGUUCAUCUAAAGGCAGCCCUUCUGAGAGCAGUGGCGGCAUUUUCUGUGACACUGUUUUUGGCGCAGAACAUCCUUGUGAGAAACCUCAAACCCGAACCUUGAUUGACCUGAAUGUACCUCAAGUCCCAUCAGAUUUUGGUACAGCUGAAAUCUUCGAAAUGGAGCUGAGAGAAGGGCAAGAUGAUCAAAUGAGCAACCAGCCAGAUGUUAAUGAAAAAACUUCUAUGGUUGUGGCUAGUUCUGAGCAGCAGCCUAACAUGAACUCCCGGAGGCAGAGUACGAGAGUCAGGCCACCGACUGCAAGAGCUUUGGAAGCUCUUGCAAAUGGGUUCUUGACCACAAAAACAAAUAAGAAGCGGAAGGGUACAGAAGUCAAUCCACGAGAGAACUUGACAUCAAGACCUUCUCGGCGUGCCCGUUGUGGGGUGGGCAUCACUGAGAAGUUUGGUAUCUGUACUGUGGCUUCCAAGGCAGAAGAAGGUGGAAAUGGUGUCUGUAACGGUAAAAGGGACACCUUCAGCAAAUCUCCGGUUCUAUCCAAGGGAAACAUGACUCGAGUUUCAGGCUCCUAAAUUAGUCGAAUGUUAAAGUUUCCAGCUUGAAAUAGGAGAAUAUGACUUGCAGCAUUGUUGUUCGUUCUAAUAUGCUGUUGCAUGAUGAAUGCUUUGGUCUAUUAGAACAAUGAAAGGGUUCUUGCUGCAACUUCUGUUUGGCUGUCCUGACAACUUGUGAUAUAAAGAGACAGCUAUUAUCUUUCAGCUUCCAAUUGGUGGUCACUGAAAGACGGGACUCUCAUAUAGUUUCCGAAUCUUUCUUAGAUGCUAAAUUUAUCAGAUGAAGCAACAGCAGCUACGAGUAUUGGAUUAGAGACGAACGAUAAAGUGGAAAUUCUGCUCCAAUGCUGCUUUUUUUGGGUAAGAUCAGUUGACAAAACCAUACUCUUGCAUUGGCUGAUCAUACUUGUUCAGUAACUGAGGGCUGGACUGCCUUUUUUGGUUAAGAUUGUUUUUGGUUAUUUCUGCUGCUUCUGUGCCGAUCAAGUUUAUGUAACUAUGCUGCUAUAUCGUACCGAUAGAGUCCAGGAUAGUCCACACCAGUUCUGGAUCAACUUUCUUCUGACAAAUUCUCAAACUUCUGUCUCCAUUCGUCGAGAUAACAAUUUGUGAUGCUUGGUUGGCUGCCGAGUAAGAGCAAAAUAAGAUCGAGAACUUGGAACCCUAUGAUCUGGGCAUUAAAAUUCGACUUUAAUGUUGCUUGUUUCAUUUGGAUAUAUAUAUGUAUGUUUACUUUCAGAUUUUGGUCUUUUAAGUUGCUUCAAUAAGCAAAUGUGAUAUAUGGCAAUAUAUGUUUUGUAAUCACCUUGUCUAUGGUUAAUUCAUUUGUUUCUUCAUGCCUGUACUGAAAGUAGUCAGUAUGCAAUAUAUGUUCUGUACCAUAAUUGUCUCUA
Molecule: messenger RNA, 5215 nt
Organism: Cornus florida
Lineage: Eukaryota; Viridiplantae; Streptophyta; Magnoliopsida; Cornales; Cornaceae
Exons: 3
Coding region: 1575-4340 (921 amino acids)
Cellular component (GO): nucleus
Molecular function (GO): transcription corepressor activity
Source: RefSeq, a predicted model, not a curated record